AUGGGAGCUGACGUCAAUUCUCGCCAGCCGCUGAAGCUCAUUACCUUGGAUAGAUAUCACUCGGGGCAGCCAAUCCGCAACUGCGGCCUGACCGUGUUGAUGUAUGCUGCCAAAACCGGGUCCCUCAAGGUUGUUACAACUUUGAUCAACGCAAAGGCCCGAGUCAACGACACUGAUGAGCGGGGAGUAUCGGCCUUGCAUUUCGCAGCCGCUUCGGGUGAUUUCCCGACUUUCCAGGUCCUGUUGGAUCACCAUGCCUCGCCCUCGACCACGGAAGAAGGAGACAGUGUCCUCGACUAUCUGCCGCAGGACGUGAGAAGCGAUUCGACACUUUUGCGCAAGUUUGUCCAGUCGAUACCAGCUGGCGACGAGGAUGAUUGUGACGUUGCGCACGAGGCGAAGAAGGGCAGACGCGAACCUGCCUGCAUAGCAAUGGACUUCUCGGUUGUAAAAUUAUGCCAAGUCGUGGGAGUGUUCCCUGGAGCGCGGAUGAACGACGGCACUGAGGAGGAGCUUGAUGUCGACGUUGAGAUGUUGAACUGGGAGGACUGCGCGCAGAACCUCACACUUCGAGUCGAGAAGACCUGGCGACAACUGUAUUCGCAGAAGUACCGGAGCAUCCUCGACCUGGUGGGAAAGAAGGCAGACCACUCUGUGCUUCGCUUGCUGCAAAUCUCCCAACAGCACAUCGAGAGCCAGCUCGACCGCGUGCGCCAUGAGAGAGAACUCCUCAAAGAGGAAGAUGGAUCUCUGAUGUGCCGUUCCGUCGCCACGUCCAAACUUGGAAGCAGGGCUACAGGUAGCUUUCGAGCUCGUUUGCACGAUCCUGCCAUGAUUCUUUUCUGCUGCCAGCUGGGGGACAGCUCCAAGUAUGAAGCCGGAUCUAUUCAAGUUGACAGAUCCAGCCAGAGCCCGCGCGUGGACGGAUAUUGGUUCAAUGCAGCUCCUGAGACUGAGGAGAGCAUCUCCAAUUCACCUGGACAGCUGCGCAAUGCUGACUCAGCAACGGAAGGGGAGUUGGAAACUUCUGAGGCCCAAGCAUCUGUGCCUCUGCCAUCGGAGAGCACGGCGGAUCGCGUGCAGCCCGCCGCAAGGAAAAGAGUGAAGCUGACGUUCCAUCGGCCACACGGCUUGCCACACUCAGUCUACUUCCAUUCAAGGCCCUUAUGCCUUCGUUUCUCCGAGAAACCCCCUCUGACCGUGACAGAUGUUGGCGUGGACUUUGCCGAAGGUGCCAGGGUCCAUCGUGGGGAGAUCCUAACGCACGUGAACGAUGUGCAAGUGGCGGCAAACGUUUUGGAUGCUGCAGCUGCGGUCCGAGCUGCAGUCAGCAAGCUGCCACAAAGGGAACGACAGAAUGCAGCGGCUCGUGCUAAGAAUGUAGCGCAGUUCGAGCCACGAGCCCGUUCAAGCCCACCAUGGUCUCACGCAAAGCCUGCUGUCGCACAGCAGAACCUGGUGACACAGCGGGACGUGAAGCACCUCACGAAGCACGAGCGUGACGCAGAGGUCUAUACAGUCUACACUUAUGGAUCGCUCAUCGUCGUUUGCUUCUGUGCGGCGGCGAAGCUGAUAAGCCUAAGGAAGGCUACAUCACGCUUCUCAGACAAGGCCCUUAUCCUGCUGGGCUGCAGUGGUCGCCUUGCAACCCGAUUCUUGCUUCUUUUCGGAGACUCAUUGUUCUCUAUGCAGCUGAUGCAGAUGGCCUUUGCGGUGGGCCUGGUCGGGGAACUGGCAUUCUAUGCGUACUGCUUGAAAGUGCUCCCGGGAGAGAGCCAGCGACUGACAGCUGUUUGCCAAGCAUCCUACUUGGUCUCGCACACACUUGCGGGUUUCUGCGGCGACUGGCUUCUACUGGCUACGAGCAUAGGCUUGGUCGGCUUGUUUUGGAUCUCAGCUCUUUCGGUUGUGCUUGCUUUGUUGAUUGCCCUAACAUUGCACGACGCUGAGCCGGACACGGGUGACGAGUUGCCGGAGGCUAGGGUGCUCCUGGUUUCUGCUUACAGAAGUCGGAACUUCUGGCUUUCCGCCCUAUGGUGGACAUGCAGUUAUCCACUGUACCAAGUGGUUUACGGCUACGAAUCGUCUCUAUAUGCUGAUAAUAUUCGUGGCCCAGACCACAAUGGCACAAUCUUUGCCGUGGGGCUGCUCGCUGGUGCGGCAUGCUCCUCCUUCCUGACCUGCCAAGAAGUUGAAAGGAUUUGCUCGCGCAUCCCUCUCGUCACAUUCUUGUUGCAGAGCUUCCUUCUGGCGAGCAUGGCUGCAAUCAUGGCUUGGACAUCAACUGUGGAGUGGUCGCUGGGCGUGUCCUUCACUGUAUUCUUCAUGUCCUGGAGCUUUGCGAAUACCCUUUUCUAUGGCGAGACGCGUCGUGCCGUGGAUCGCGCGAGCGCCGACCGCGGCCUUUGUGGUGAGCAUGGAGAAGCUGUGUCGGGGCAAGUAGUCUCGGCUGUUUUCUUGCUGAAUUCGGCAGCUGGGGCUCUGCUGAACGGGCUCAUCUCAUUCGUGCUAUUCAACGUGCUGGGAAAGACGACCGAGUCCGUGUUCAAACUGCUGGCGAUGUUUCAGCUUGGUUUGUCCAUGGCCGUGUUGCUUCUGGCCUUGGUUUGUGACCGGCCUGUCACCACAAGUGGUGUGCACCAGCAGGAGCUGGCGGGAUCGAGCUCGGACACAAGUUAG
Messenger RNA from Symbiodinium sp. CCMP2592, 2679 nucleotides. The record is from the annotation of a GenBank genome assembly. Lineage: Eukaryota; Dinophyceae; Suessiales; Symbiodiniaceae.